This is a messenger RNA of Staurois parvus, 406 nucleotides long. The record is from the annotation of a GenBank genome assembly. Lineage: Eukaryota; Metazoa; Chordata; Amphibia; Anura; Ranidae.
UCCGCAGUCUCUGGUCAUCCCUGUACUGUCCGCAGUCUCUGGUCAUCCUUGUACUGUGUCUGUAGUCUCUGGUCAUCUCCUGUGACAGCCGGGUGUCCACUGCACAUGCGUGAGAAGCACUGUGCUUUGUGAAUGAGAGGACAACUCCGGUCAUCUCUGUACUGUCCGCAGUCUCUGGUCAUCUCCUGUACUGUGUCCGCAGUCUCUGGUCAUCUCCUGUAUAUGUCCACAGUCUCUGGUCAUCUCCUGUACUGUGUCCGCAGUCUCUGGUCAUCUCCUAUACUAUGUCCGCAGUCUCUGGUCAUCUCCUAUACUAUGUCCGCAGUCUCUGGUCAUCUCCUGUACUGUGUCUGCAGUCCAUUGGUUCAGAAUAUUUUUUUUCUUGUUUUUCUCCUCUAAAACCUAG